Molecule: messenger RNA, 2221 nt
Organism: Salvia miltiorrhiza (redroot sage)
Lineage: Eukaryota; Viridiplantae; Streptophyta; Magnoliopsida; Lamiales; Lamiaceae
Product: protein-tyrosine sulfotransferase-like
Exons: 13
Coding region: 468-1985 (505 amino acids)
Cellular component (GO): membrane
Molecular function (GO): heparan sulfate 6-sulfotransferase activity
Source: RefSeq, a predicted model, not a curated record
AGGUGUACUCAAAACUGAAGGGCAUUCCCGUCAUUUUCCCCACUGAACCUUAUUGACCAUACUUUGACUAUAUGCCCCCCGCUUCUCCGCGUGUUUCCGAUAUUCCUUUUUUACCCUUUUACUUGUCAGAGGUUUCUCACUCUUCCUCUCUCCGCCGUUACUCCGCUCAAUGGCGUUACCGGAGACAAUUCUCAGCUCCUUAAAUUUACCAUAAAUUUUGAGCGAGAUUGAGCUGCAAUCUUGAGGGGUUUGUGCCAAACUUUUCCGAUCGGAGAGGCCGAAACCGCCGCGAAAAAGGGGGCGGGGCCGGGGGCGGAGAGGAGUGGGACCCCCUCUUUAUCUGAUCGUGAAGUUUGUCUGGCGGGAACUCUUCAAGAUUGGUGGUGAUUUACGAGCACAAGAUUUCGGUACUCUGCACAUGUUGGGCAUUUUCUGUUGUGGCGUUUGUUUCACUGGAGAGGUGGGGGAUGAAGUGCGAGAUAGUUCAUCUGAUGUUGGGUCUCUUUCUUGUGCUGCUCAUAUCUGUUCCUGUCACUAUAGAGGCAUCAGGGGCAGAUGAUGAUUAUAAGCAGUGUGAACAUACUGUCAAGAACUGGGCAUCCUUUUCUGCUGAUACUGAAGUUAGUGGCAACCAACACGACUUGCAUGACUUGCUACUUUUCCUUCAUGUACCUCGAACAGGGGGACGGACAUACUACCAUUGUUUCUUGAAAAAGCUGUAUACAAGCUCCCUGGAAUGUCCUCGGUCGUAUGAUAAACUGAGAUAUAAUCCAAGAAAAUCGAGUUGCCGUUUAUUAACUACACAUGAUGACUACAGCGUGAUGUCCAAACUUCCCAGGGAGAGGACUUCAGUGAUGACAAUACUUAGAGACCCUAUUGAACGUGUUUUUAGCACUUACGAAUUUUCUGUGGAGGUGGCCGCUAGGUUUUUGAUUCAUCCUAAUUUAACAUCUGUUGCAAAAAUGUCCCGAAGUGCACGCCGUAAGACAUCUGGAGUAAGUACUCUGGAUAUCUGGCCGUGGAAGUAUUUGGUUCCUUGGAUGAGAGAAGACCUUUUUUCACGGAGGGACGUUCGAAAACUCAGAGGGCAACUUCAUUUAGUGACCAGUGAUCCGUAUGACAUGGAAGACAUUGUGAUGCCUCUGCAUGUUUACAUUAAUGAGCCUGUUACUCGAGACAUUGUCCACAACGGGGCCACGUUCCAGAUUGUAGGUCUCACGAACAACUCUUAUUUUUCUGGAGCACAUGACGUGCGUCAUUGUGUGCUUAAGUAUCAUUCCCUUGGUGAUUAUGUGCUUCAGGUUGCAAAGAAGAAGUUGGAUAAUAUGCUUUAUGUUGGACUGACUGAAAAUCAUAAAGAAUCAGCCAAUGUGUUUGCAAAUGUAGUUGCUGCACAGGUGAUUUCCAAGCACAAAACACCAAACUUUGAUUCAGAUGGUGCUGGCAACGACUCAGAACAGGGAUCCAAACUUCCUAGUAUGAAGACUGAUACUAAUGAUAAAGAUGAAAAUACUCUUCAAAACUUGAAGAAUGCUUCAUCAACUGGAAAGGAUAAUGCAGUACAGGAAAAUUGGACUGUGGGGAAACUGAUGGAAGCAUACAAUUCUUGCGUUUCACAAUUAAGAGAUUCUCAAAGAGAUAGGCGUGUGAAUUCUCUGAAGCAAAUUUAUCCAGCAAACUUUACAAAGGAGGCUCGUAAGCGGGUUCCGGAGGCCCUUAUUAAGGAGAUAACAUUGCUUAACAGCCUAGAUAUAGAGCUCUAUAAGUAUGGUCAGUACAUCUUCGAAAAGCAACAGGCACAUAUGAUGCAGAGCAUGGUCCAUGACGAAGAGCUAACGGGCACGCUCUCGACAAGCACAAUCCGCAGAAUCUACAGUACCCCUUCCUGGACAUGUGUGUCCUUAUCUAUCACUGCUCUGCUGCUGCUUAUCUUCAUUUUUGUCUUUGUAAGUUCAAGAAGAAGAACGUCAAAAGUUAAGCUGUAAAUACUGAAAAUGUCCAAAAUUUAGUGGAUAAUCCAGCAGCCUGCUCCAUUGUUUUUUCAGAUAAACUGGUUUUUCUUAGCACAAUUUUUUUUAAAAAACCAACAGAAAAAUGCUUCAGCAGGCUUCUUCAUACGAGCUCAUGAAGUCGAAUUUGUCUUGGUAUUGGAUUCUAUUAUUAUUAUUAUUAUUAUUAUUAUUAUACUGGAGAAAUGAAAUUAUUAUAUUUCCUUGAGGUA